Molecule: messenger RNA, 3785 nt
Organism: Teleopsis dalmanni
Lineage: Eukaryota; Metazoa; Arthropoda; Insecta; Diptera; Diopsidae
Product: major facilitator superfamily domain-containing protein 6-like
Exons: 6
Coding region: 462-2786 (774 amino acids)
Cellular component (GO): membrane
Molecular function (GO): transmembrane transporter activity
Source: RefSeq, a predicted model, not a curated record
UACAAAGCAGCAGCAAGGCGGAAAUGUUACUGAUUAAAACUUCCUGAGAACAAAGGCAGUUUAACAAAAGGACACUUUAAUGUGCACAAAAAUAGAGACAAAGUAAAGCCUAACAAUAACGCAAAAAAAAAAAAAAAUAUAGCGGAAGUGUAACAAAGGACGCCAUUAAUAACUGGUGUCAUUCGAUUCCGGAACAGAAAAACUGCAAAUUUAACGGCUCACCCAACUUUCAGCCAAACCAGCUGAGGCGGCAAUAAAAAGUGGCAAAAGACAAUUAAUUGUUUGUCAUAGUCGCCUGGUUUCCAAGGACUCUAAAGUAGCAUCAUUAUAAUCAGAGGCAGCAAUAACAGAAACAAUCUACCAAAAGUUGAAACAAUAACUCCAUUCAGCGUCUAUUGUUUAUAUUAAAAUAAUUGUUUCAACAAACUUUCACAGUUUAGUCGGCUUUUAAAUAGAGUAACAUGGCACAAUACGGUGGAGCGGCGAAUCCAUUUGGUGCACCUAGUGGUGGCGGCGGUGGUGGUUAUGAACAACAACAGCAAGGCUAUGGUGGUUAUGGGCAACAAACAGGUGGCUACGAUCAAGGUGGAGGUUAUAUGCAAGAUACUGGUUAUGGACAAAACACAGCUGCUGGCUAUGGUGGCGGCAUGCCAUCUGCUGGUGGUGCACAAUCAUAUGCUGCACGACCACGUGUUGAUGUGGAGGCUAGUGGUGAAGUGGAUCCCACAUUAUACCCGGAAGCUAAGGAGUCAACGCACAAAAUUCGUGGACAUGCUGAUAUACUUGAAAAGUUUUUUGGUCCCACAGAGCAUGAACUCAUUCCUGUCAAAAGUUUUUAUUUUUUCUUUUAUGCUGCAUUUGGUUCACUAUUUCCUUUGAUGGGUGUUUAUUUCAAGCAAAUGGGCAUGAAUCCUGGUCAGUGCGGUAUUCUAAUUGGUAUGCGUCCAUUUGUAGAAUUUUUAUCAGCCCCAUUUUGGGGCUCAUAUGCGGAUAGAUGUCGACAAGGAAAGAAGUUGUUAUUGGCUUCUCUAGCAUCCUGGGUACUGUUUACUAUACCACUAAGUUUUAUCAGACCAGAAGCGGUGAAAUGCAUUGAACGCGUAAAUGAAACGGAUUUUGUACUCACAUAUACACGAACUAAACGAGAUCUUUCUGCUUUCGAAAUGGUAGAUUUCAAUGAUGAGAAUGUAGACAAUUUCUACAAAAAUGCAAUACUUCUUCCACUUGGUACAAUGCCAGCCGAUGAAGCUAUUGAGGAAUCGCAUAGUAGACGCAAACGCUCGAUUUUACCUCGUCUAGAUGCCGGUAUUUCUCCAAUUCAUAUAACAUUUGCCAGCAAUUACGACGAAAAGCAACAUCGAGAUUACGUUACUCCAAUAUUUUCAUCAAUGGUUUAUCGCACACCAGAUAUUCAAAAGGCUUUCUUUCUUUUACUCUUGGUUAUAUUGAUUGGAGAGUUCUUUAGUGCGCCGGCCAUAACGUUAGCUGAUUCUGCUGUCAUAACGCUACUAGGUGAAGAUGCUGAUAAAUAUGGUCAUCAACGUAUGUUUGGAUCCUUAGGCUGGGGUAUAUCAAUGUUUAUUGUUGGUAUAGCGUUGGAUCACUCCACAUCAUUUUCACAUCAUCCUUGUGGUGCUGGACAUAUGGAAAAGAACUAUAAUAUUUGCUUUCUUAUAUUUACCGUCCUUAUGGUUUGCGCCUAUAUAUCGGCUGCUAAAAUCACAUUCAAAUACGAUCCACUCGAUUUGGUUGAAAAACCUGCUGAAGAUAUAAUUGAUCCAAAUAAAAAAGCAGAAGAGGAAUCAAUGAACCAAUUAGCAGCGCAAUUAAAUCUGCCAUCAUUAGCAGUUGGCAGUGGCAGUACUGGUACUGGUGGUGGAGGUGCUAGUUUUUUAAAACCACCUACUGCUGGUCAAUCGGAUAUAGGUGCAGAGUCCAAAAUAUUUGCACAAACUACGAAAGAAAUGCCAGAAUGGAUGACUGUAUUAAUGCAUUUCAGAGAUUUGAAAACAGCGUCAUUUUUAUUUGUUGCCUGGUUUAUGGGAUUUGGUAUUGGUUUAAUAUUCACAUUCCUCUUUUGGCAUUUACAAGAUUUUGGUGGCACUCCCACUUUGUUUGGUAUUGCAUCGGUUAUAAAUCACGUGUCAGAAAUUUUUGCAUAUUUCUUCAGUUUUCGUUUGAUACAACAAGUUGGACACAUAAAAGUCUUGUGUUUGGGUUUGAUGGCCAAUGUUUUGCGUUUCCUGUAUAUUUCGUACACAACAAAUCCAUGGAUGGUAUUACCAUUUGAGUUAAUGCAAGGAAUAACGCAUGCUGCGGUUUGGGCUGCUGCUUGUUCAUAUAUAGCCCACAACACACCUAAACAUUUGAGAUCCUCAUCACAAGGUGUUUUACAGGGUAUUCAUCAUGGUUUGGGACGAGGAUGUGGUGCCAUUAUUGGCGGUAUGUUUGUGACAUAUUACGGUACAACAGCUACAUUCCGUUGGUACGGUAUUUGCUGUUUAUUUGUGCUCGGGUUCUUCAUAUUUGUUAAUUUCUAUCGGAAGGAGCAAGGAUUUAUAUCGGAGCUGCCUCAAACUGAGGACCCACAUCAAGUGGCUGAGGAAACUUCACAUUUGGCACCACAUGGAGUACCUAGCAAUCCUAUUCCUCGCGCGCUCUCAAAUACACGCCUCAACGAAAUGAAUCCUAAUGGUGGUACAGGAAAUACUUAUGGUACUUAUCAAACUACUGGUGGUAAUUUGGACAUUCCUGGCGGUAACGUACAUAAUCCAUUUGCGCAGUAAGUUGAAUACUUGCGCUAAGUACAGAUAAACUUGGUUUUAAAAAUACAAAAUUGUAAGUUUCGAGAUGUUUAGUCUAUAGGUAUGUUGGGUUAUUUCAUAUAUUGUGAGUUUCUUGAUUAUUAAGAAGGAGUAUGGUUAAGUGAAUUAAUGGAAAUGAUAUAUAUAUUUGUAAGCUAAUUGUGGUAAUAUAUUCUUUAAUAUUCAGUUUGCUUAAACUUUAGUAUAAUUAAUAAAUAUUUAUGCUAGAUUCCAACAGGGACAUAUAUUGGUUAAUCUUUAUAUAUAGUUGUAUAUAAUAGAACAAGACCUGUUCAUAUAGUAUAAAUUGUGACCUUAAAUUCAUUAUAAAAUUAUUUGCAGAGGUUUCUGCAUUAAAAAAAAUUUAUUUUUGUACACAUGUAGUCUCCAAAUUCUGAGAUCAGUUGCUCAAAGAAUAACUAUGCUAGAAAAGUCAAGACAUAUGGUAUGUAGGAAUAAUAAGAAUCUGCCUGAUUCACUUUAUUAAUAAAUAGUUUUAAUAGAAAUUUAGAUAAAGCAUACCUGCUUCCCUGAGGUAGUCAAACUAAGGGGUACCUCAGAUUGCUUGUUUAGUAAUAGUGCUUUCGUCCAAAGACCAUUCCAAAGACCAUUUUUGAGAGUGGGAUAUUGACUAUUUUAUUGCAAAUAGUAUAACUACUUCAUUUUUUGAAAAGCGCAAAAUAUUCCUUGAACUAGUUCGGAUCUAACCCUUACCGAUCCCAUCAGUUGAUAAGUUGUAGUGGUUUUAAUUAAACUGCUGUGGAUAACUUUUAAACAUUGUGUAAAACUUUAGUUACUAGUAAAAAAACAUGGUUUAAUCAUAAAAUAAGAUUAAUACGUCUCAAGAAAAUUAUAUAGAUAUCUGUCAGUAGUGUACAACAUACAAAUUCGGGCAACCUUGGCGACAGCAAAUACUCUGAACGACUGUAGGAAGCUGUUACUCUGAAAUAUGGCGAUUAUAUGCAUUAAAUGAUUACAAAU